CAAUACCAUUAUUUUCGCAGUGUUUAUAUGAUUUCCAUAUCAGUCGCUAGGGGACCCUGCCCUCACUGUGUGAUGCCUGGGAUGUGCUGGUACUGCGUCUGUGAGCGCAGUUGGGCAGCAGUCGUCGCCACUGUGCGUCGUCGCUGAAGAUGUUGCAGCAGCAGCAGCCACUGACAGGCAACGGGGCCUCUAAUGGCCGGGGACUCGGCAUGAGCGGCCACCCGGGGAUGCAUGCGCUCAAUACGGUCCACCAGCCCUCCCAGCACCGGUCCGACGGAGGGGACCCCGCGGGCCUGGAGGGCUCCGAAAACGGACACGAAAGCCGCAGAGACAUUGGGGACAUACUGCAACAAAUAAUGACCAUCACUGACCAAAGUUUGGACGAAGCGCAAGCAAAGAAACAUGCACUCAACUGUCACCGGAUGAAACCUGCAUUGUUCAGCGUUUUGUGCGAGAUUAAAGAAAAAACUGGUCUGUCGAUGAGAAACGCACAAGAGGAGGAGCCACAAGAUCCUCAGCUAGUGCGCUUGGACAACAUGUUGUUGGCAGAGGGCGUAGCUGGCCCAGAAAAGGGUGGAGGAGCAGCUGCUGCUGUGUCUGCAGCCACCAGCUCUGGAGGGAUGUCCCCUGACAGCUCUCUUGAGCACUCCGACUACAAAAGCAAGUUGAGCCAGAUUCGCAGUAUCUACCACACUGAGCUGGAGAAGUAUGAGCAGGCGUGCACUGAAUUUACCACCCACGUGAUGAAUCUGCUGAGGGAACAGUCGCGCACACGGCCUGUGACACCACGGGAGAUCGAGCGCAUGGUGGCCAUCAUCCACCGCAAGUUCAGCUCCAUCCAGACUCAGCUGAAACAGAGCACCUGUGAGGCCGUCAUGAUCCUCAGGUCUCGCUUCCUGGACGCCAGACGUAAGAGGCGUAACUUCAGUAAACAGGCCACAGAGGUCCUGAAUGAGUAUUUCUACUCCCACCUGUCCAACCCUUACCCUAGUGAAGAAGCCAAAGAGGAACUCGCCAAACAGUGUGGAAUAACCAUCUCUCAGGUGUCAAACUGGUUUGGCAAUAAAAGAAUCCGCUACAAGAAAAACAUUAGCAAAUUCCAGGAGGAGGCCAAUCUCUACGCCAUGAAGACGGCUCUGGGGGCCAGACAAGGCGACGAUUCUCCGCACACUCCCAACUCCACAGGGUCCGGGUCCUUCUCCCUCUCUGGCUCAGCUGACAUGUUCCUUGGUGUUCCACCUGUGAAUGGAGAACACUCCGCCUAUCAAAUGGGUGUGCAGGCAAAUGGCAACUGGCAGAGUCGAAACUCGCCCACGCCUGGCACCCCGCCCCACAGUGACCACUCCGACAACUCUGACUGAUGGCCCCGUCCUCUGACACCAAAUGACAGCGACAACAGAAGCAAAAGACAAAAAGAAUGCUAAUGACACUACCCACUCGGCUGCAGUCGAUUUUGUUUUUGUUUUUUGUAUCUUCCGUUCGGUUUUAAGACCUUGAUUUUGUCUCUCGUUCUCUUAUCGGUUCUUUUCCCCCACAUAGCCUGGGAUCAUUAUUCUGUUUUUGUAAAAAAGCAGCCAAGUGCACAGAUGGCAGCGUGAAGAUACCUGUAUGUGUGUUGUGUGCAUGCAAGUGUGAUUUUAUUAUCACGGCUCCAGGGGGCUAAUUGUUUUUCUUCACUACUUUUUAACAUGUUACAAAGGUGUUUGUGGUCGAGGGGCGGGUGGGUUUUCAAUAUCGUUUUUAGCACACUAUAUCUUUAUUAUUAUUAUUAUUAUUAUUAAUAUUGCUGUUUUUAUUAUUAGUCCUACAACUGUUUUCUUUAAACUUCUCAGAAGGAGAGAAUGCAUUCAGUGAAUGAGUGGCCAAUAGAGAAAAAUCCAAAGAUUUUGUGCGUUUGUUUCUCUGGUUUUUGUUUGUUUGUUUGUUUGUUUGUGUCCGUUCAGUUUUUCUAUCAGGUGUGUGUGUGUGAAAGGAGUGUGACUGAGUCCACAUUAAUGGUUUGAAUGACUAUAUCAACAGUGCUGUCUUUUUUCUGUACAGUGAAACACCUGUAUUCUCUCUACCUCUUUUACAAUAAAGACUGUGUAUUCACUACCAGCUCAUGGUUGUCCUGACAGUCCCCUCUGUACCUGGUACUCUAAAGGAUUGGGACAAAGUUUGGUCCUCUUCCAGGAGCCCACUGUUAGAACUUAUCUCCAAAUCUUAAAGGUUUUGAUGGCCUCCUUAAUGCUCUUUCUCUUUAGUUUCUGAUCUAAAUCAUCUCCAUGUACUUGUGGUUGGUUUCUUUCCAAAUGUCUCCAUCUGAAUUACCUUUUAAUUAACUUAAGCUAUUUACACCUGCAUGGUUAAUGGAAGUGCAAGCUUUCUAAAUGCAGCAUGUGUGUUUCAAAAUGUUGAUGUUUUAAAAACCUCAGUCUAAGUUGUAAAUGUUAAACUCUUGAGUUGUUUCAGUUCUCCUGUUAUUAACACCAAUUGUAUACUUGAAACUAAAGCUGCAGGAGAGAAUGAUUUAUUUUAAAGUUGUCGUCGAAUCAUUUGAACUUUUGGUAAGAAAUAUAAAAAUGGGUGUGGUACAAAUUAAAUAUUUCUAUGCUUUAUUAUGUAGAUCAUUUUUGGUUUUCUUUUUUUUUUCCAACCUUGGGGUCGGAAUUCCUUCAGGGUCGCCUGAAAUGACUAGUAAUAGUCUAGUAAAUGUCUAUUAAAGAUUAUUGAUA
This is a messenger RNA of Cynoglossus semilaevis (tongue sole), 2714 nucleotides long. RefSeq names its product pre-B-cell leukemia homeobox 2 (gene pbx2). Gene Ontology annotation, biological process: regulation of DNA-templated transcription. NCBI's taxonomy places the organism in Eukaryota, Metazoa, Chordata, Actinopteri, Pleuronectiformes, Cynoglossidae. The coding region runs from base 150 to 1361 and encodes 403 amino acids. Gene Ontology annotation, molecular function: DNA-binding transcription factor activity, RNA polymerase II-specific; DNA binding. The record is from RefSeq and is a predicted model, not a curated record. The transcript is spliced from 8 exons. Gene Ontology annotation, cellular component: nucleus.